Molecule: messenger RNA, 3807 nt
Organism: Anopheles nili
Lineage: Eukaryota; Metazoa; Arthropoda; Insecta; Diptera; Culicidae
Gene: stol
Product: voltage-dependent calcium channel subunit alpha-2/delta-4
Exons: 19
Coding region: 1-3807 (1268 amino acids)
Cellular component (GO): voltage-gated calcium channel complex
Molecular function (GO): voltage-gated calcium channel activity
Source: RefSeq, a predicted model, not a curated record
AUGGAGCCGCCUCAGGGCAGGUGGAGGCGCUGGAGACGGCGCCAUUUGUUAACCGGACCGGCGUUGGUAAUGCUGCUGUUUGCCUGUCUGCUGGUGGCGUUCGAGCCUGCUUCGGUGCACGCUGAUCCUGAAGAGGACAUACCGCACAACGAGGUGCGGAACUGGGCCAUCCGGUUCGGUGUCGAUCUGUGGGAGUUUGGCCGCCAGUUUACCAAAGUGAACGACAUCAGAAACCGCUUCAAGGACUCGGACGUGGAGGUGACCCGGAAGGAUGGCAUCCUGCUGCUGCGCGAGCUGGCACUGGAAGUGAAGAACUUUAUGGAAUUCAAAAUGAACGCCGUAAUGCGGAUAAUGGACUCGGCGGAACAAGCUGCCCUUUCGGAGUCUGAUCCGGAGUCAGCCACAUCCAAGUCACACCCAAGCGGGUUCUACGAUGCACGGCGCAUCAACGAGUACCAAUCGGAUGGACGACUUGCUGAAGGUUCACGGCAGAUGUUGCUGCGUCAUAUGCGCCGAUUCGAAGGCUAUCCUGUUAACAUCAGCCUCAGCUCGGUACUGCUGCCGGUAGGUGUCAGUUUGGACGAACCGGAGACUCAGAGUGCCAUCAAGUGGUCAUCACACCUGGACCCGCUGUUCGCGAACAACAUCGAGCGUGAUUCGGCUCUCUCGUGGCAGUACUUUGGUAGUAGUGCUGGCUUUUUGCGACGAUUCCCUGGCACAGCUUGGCCACCCGAGACGUCGUACGGUAGCAAGGAGAUUAAUGAUUUCCGAACGGAGGAUUGGUUCAUACAGGCGGCUUCUUCGCCGAAGGAUGUGAUCAUUUUACUGGAUUCUUCCGGUUCGAUGAGUGGCAAGGAGUACCAACUGGCGGUGUCUACGGCCUCCGCCAUCCUGGACACCCUUGGGGAUGACGAUUUCUUCAAUCUGAUCUCGUUCUCCGACCAAGCACGGGUGAUUGUGCCCUGUUUCCAGGACAAAAUGGUACGCGCCACACCUGACAACGUGAAGGAGGUGAAGACGGCCAUCAACGCGGUGGAGUGCGAAAACACGGCCAACUUUUCGGCUGCCCUGGAAACGGCAUUCGAGCUGUUACGCAAGUACAAUCAAAGCUCGCAGGGCAGUCAGUGCAAUCAGGCUAUUAUGCUGAUCACGGACGGUCCGAGCGACACGUUCAUGGAAGUGAUCAAGCACUAUAACCAUCCGCACAUGCCGGUUCGCAUCUUCACCUACCUGAUCGGGACGGACAAGAGCGGUGGCAAGAACCUGUACCGGAUGGCUUGUGAGAAUAAAGGCUUUUUCGUGCAGAUAAACAGCGCCGAAGAGGCACGCAAGAAGGUGAUCGAGUACGCGCUGGUGAUGGCCCGCCCUAUGGUCCUGUACCAAGCGGAUCAUCCAGUACACUGGAGUCCAGUGUUCAUGGGCGGUCGUAGUGGUGUUCUCGGACGUGAAAGUGAAAACCGUCGCAAGCUGGUGACGACCGUUUCGACACCGGUGUUCGAUCGACGCAACCACUCAGCUCGAGCUGCCAAUCUUCUGGGUGUCGUUGGAACGGACGUCCCGAUCGAGGAGAUCCAGAAGAUGAUCCCACAGCACAAGCUGGGCGUGAACGGGUACGCGUUCAUCGUGGACAAUAACGGUCGGGUGCUGUACCAUCCUGAUCUGCGACCUCUGAGUGACAACGACCAGUACAGUGCGACUCUGAAGCACAAGUACAACUCGGUUGAUUUGACUGAGGUCGAGUUGCCGGAGGUGGACAAUCCUAGUAACACGAUCAACGAACGGCAUGAUCAGCGUUACGCCAACACGCUUCAGGAGCUCCGCAAUGAGAUGGUCAUGCAGAAGGAAGGCGAGAACGAACUCACCGUACUGACGCAUCUGGACGACAUGAAGCGUGUGUCGUUGCGUUUCCAAAAGUACUUCUACGGUGGGAUCGAUGGUACACCUUUCUCGCUGGGAAUUGCCCUGCCUGAUUCGUAUGGCGUGCACGAGUUGAACGCUCAGCAGGAGAUCAGGCAUUCCCACAUCAACGUGACGGAACAUUUCAAGGGUAGCAACUGGAAGGUGCACCCAGACUGGGUGUACUGCGAGUACAACAGCCUCAAGGAUGCGGACGGCACUGGCGAGGGUACGGAGGAGUCCACCUACCGGGACAAGGACGAAAGCUUCGACACGCCUGAAGAACAGGUGUUGCACUUCUUGGCCCGCGUCGGCAGGCCCGGCUGGAAGUGGAUGUCGGUUCGUCCUCGAUCACCUCAACCACACCACGGUCAUGGUGGCAUCCCGGUGGGCCAUUACGCCCAACAUCACUUUAAUUCGCAGGGUUCACGCAAAGCAGAACCGUACUACUGCGAUCGUACCCUCGUGCAGAGCCUCGUCCGGGACGCUGUCGUGACAGAUGGACUCGAGCGGCCUCCGAGCCACCCUCGCAAGGAAGACCAAAGCCCCAUUGCCACGCUGAUGGCAUUACUGCACAGACGGCUCGGAUUCAGCAUGUUCAGCGUGAAGACAACGUUUGUGGCCACGCGAUCGGGCCUGUUGCGCUGGAUCGAUCAUCUUCCCCACGCGGAGGACUCAAACGAACCACAUUUCAGUGAAACAAACGCCCGUGCGAUGGAUAUGAGCUGGUACAAGCGAGCUGUCGAUCUGUAUGCCACCGAACCGGAGGGAUUCGUGUUUAGCGUGCCGUUUAAUUCGGGAUACUCGGGCAAGAACAGCACCACGCUGGUGACUGCAAGUCACGCCAUCUUCAUCGAUCACCGCGGCCAUAAGGCGCCAGCUGCCGUGGUAGGGUUGCAGUUUUUGCACGAGUCACUGUUCAAGCACUUCAUCAACAUCACGUCAAAGUGUACCGCCUCGACAACCUGCAAGAAGAACUGCGCCUCGGACGAGCUCGAUUGCUAUCUGCUGGAUGAUAACGGGUUCGUGAUACUGUCCGAGCGGAGUGAGCACACGGGCAAGUUCUUUGGACAGAUUGAUGGCACCAUCAUGGACUCGUUGGUGCAGGAUCGCAUUUAUCGCCGGGUGCCGUUGAUGGAUUACCAGGGAAUUUGUUCGGAUCGGGACAACCCAUACACGGGGGCUGGUGAGCCGUUGCAGCCGGUUAGACCGAUGUCGUGGUUGCUGAAGUACUUCGUGUCGUUCGCGACCUACUGGUUGUCGGUGUUGCCGACUCCGAUUGGGGCGUGGCAGAACUCGAACUAUAAUUAUGAGGGUACGGAUGAUUUGGAGGAGGACGAUACGUACGACUACGAGCAGCCUGAUUAUGAGUUGCCAUCGGAGCAUGGUGAUGUGACUACGCCGGAUUAUGACCAGCGAUCGACGCCAACUCCGCAGAGGUCCCACAUGCAGUCUGGACCACGGGUUGUACCGGAUCCGGCGCAUGCGAGACCGUGCGAUCUUAAGACGGACUUGUACGUGCUGCAACCGGAGCGUUUGAACUCGAGUGGACAGAACAACCCACUGAAGGGAAAAUUAACCAACUGUCACUCGUCAGGCUGCGAGCGUCCUUUCAGCGUGCAGAAAAUACCGAACAGCAAUCUCAUCCUGCUGGUGGUGGAUGUGCUGUGUCCUUGCGGCUCCAAGCAGCUGGACAUUGAACCCCAGGAGGUCGUUGGUGGAGCAGGAGCAUGUGGAGUGCGUCGCAUGGCCAAAGAAAAGAUGAACCGAAAGCGCCCGGGCAAAUGCAUCAGCUACCAUCCGGAGGAGAUCGAGAUCAAACAGUGCGGUACCGCCACGACACUGUUCCGGGCGUCCCUCUACUCGACGAUAGCGACGUUUAUUGUGAUAUGGGUGUUGGCCAGCGCGUGA